AUGGCAAUCCAGACCAUUCUGGUGAUCAACAAGUCUGGUGGGCUGGUAUAUCAGCGAGAUUUUGUUCCCAAUGCUCCACGUUUGUCGAGUAACGAGUAUUUGAUCUUGGCAGGUACGCUGCAAGGAAUUGUAGCGAUUGCGAGCCAGAUCACCCCAAAAUCCCUGCAGCUUGACGGCAAAAGCAGUGCUAGAGGUGGCAGUGAGCCGAUGGGUAAUAACAGUGCGCCUUUGGUACCAUAUAUGGGGACUUUGGGAGCUACAACUGCUAAUGGAGCACCUUUGGGUAGUUUUUUAGGUCCUGACUACUUCAACGAUGCGUUUGCCAGCUGGAAUGGCAGAGGGCUUAAACACGUUACUACGGACCAGAACUCUCUGUUUGUCUAUCAUACACUUACCGGUAUCAAGUUUGUGGCCGUAAGCACGCAGCCAACGACCAACGCAAUGGCGGUGGCAGUCGCAGAAAACCUGCUGCGCAAGACGUAUUGCUUGUAUGCUGACUACGUUAUGAAGAACCCGUUCUACGAACCGGAAAUGCCGAUCAAAUGCGAACUAUUCGAUCAACAUUUGGGUACGUUGGUCAAGCAGCUGUAG
Molecule: messenger RNA, 591 nt
Organism: Lachancea lanzarotensis
Lineage: Eukaryota; Fungi; Ascomycota; Saccharomycetes; Saccharomycetales; Saccharomycetaceae
Gene: TRS23
Product: LALA0S04e05006g1_1
Exons: 1
Coding region: 1-591 (196 amino acids)
Biological process (GO): endoplasmic reticulum to Golgi vesicle-mediated transport
Cellular component (GO): TRAPP complex
Source: RefSeq, a predicted model, not a curated record